Molecule: messenger RNA, 993 nt
Organism: Ostreococcus tauri
Lineage: Eukaryota; Viridiplantae; Chlorophyta; Mamiellophyceae; Mamiellales; Bathycoccaceae
Product: Diacylglycerol acyltransferase
Exons: 1
Coding region: 1-993 (330 amino acids)
Biological process (GO): lipid metabolic process
Source: RefSeq, a predicted model, not a curated record
AUGGACGCGCGAAACGUCGCGCGCGUGGUGCAGAUGUUGACCGUCUUGCACGUCGUGCACGCGCCGCACAUGGCGGUGUUUGCGGUGUUGGGGACGGCGUACGCGUUGGGUCGAUGGCGUACGCUCGCGGCGGUGGUCGCGUUGUACGCGUCGACGUACGUGACGAGACAGAAGUCGCUCGAGCGGGGACAGAGAAAGUGGGAGCAGUUCCAGACGUGGACGCUUCGGACGGUGGAGGGGGCGGCGAAAUCGUGGUACGGGAGCGUGCGCGUGGUGCACGACGGGAAGGUUUCGGAAGCGGCGCAUUCGUCGCCGCACGUCUUCGCGUACCACCCGCACUCGAUGGUUCCCGCGGGCGCCGUGUGGUUUCACAUGCUCCCGGAUUUUAGCGCCCGUUUUCGCGGGAUUCAACCCGUGACGCUCGCAGCCUCGGUUUUGUUUAAGGCACCGAUCGUCCGGGAGCUUGCGGCGUGGCUUGGCGUUCGUGCGGUGAGCAGAGAGAUUUUCCGUUCGACGCUACGAGAGCAAGGCGCGGUUGUCGUGUGCCCGGGAGGACAGCACGAGAUGCAAGAGCACGGAGGUCCGAUGGAGGAGACGAUCGUUUUAUGCACCAAACAUAAAGGAUUCAUUCGAAUAGCGAUCGAGGAGCGCGCGCGCGUCGUCCCCGUGAUUUGUUUCGGCGAGAGCAAGAGUUGGACCAACAUCAUGGCAAAGCCGGGCCGUUAUCUCUACAGACGCUUUCGAUUCGGUUUCACCCCGUUACUAGCCGUGGGCUACCUCGGAAUUCUUCCGCUCCCGAGACGCGUACCCAUCACGUUCGUCAUCGGCGAGCCGAUGGUACUUCCUGAUCCGGAUGCCUUGACGGGACUGGCGAAGGAAUCGGAUGUCGACGCGUUCCACGCGUCGUAUUACAGUCAAGUGGAGAGACUGUUCGACGAGCACAAAUCCAAAGCCGGGUUCCCUGAGCUUUGCCUCGUGAUGAAAAACGAUUAG